AUGAACCACCGAAUUCAUAUUCAGUGUUCGAAUGCUGGUGUAGUGUUUGAAUCUCCAGAUUUGCAAAAAUGGUUAAUGUUGACUACGUUUGUAAGUGAUCUCAGUUAUUCUUCACGCUGUUCUCGAGUUCUAUUUACUUAUAACCGUCGUUGCCUAGUUACCGCUCGUUGGACAUGUUGCGAUUUGCUGCCAUAUCGGCGUGUCUCCAAGGUGUUUGCUUCAUCAAUUUUACAAAUUAUACUUUUCAACGCUACCUGGUUAGUUGUACAUCAUCAGGCUGAAAAGUAUCCACAUAUUCUGGAGUCAUCUGUGCCAUGUACUGAUUUGGGACUUUUCACUUACCUCCCAAGUGCGCAGUCACCAAUAACUUCCUACCUGCUUGAGGUUCUUGCGAUGGUCGUACAAUCAGUGUUACCUUACAUAGGUGAUAUAAAAAUUCGAAACAUCUCGUCAGAGCAUUUGCAUACUCAGUGAAGUGACCAUAUCGCAUGAAAAUCUUUGGCAGCUGCGACUGAAGAAAUAUUGGCAUUUCAUUGACGUAGAAAAGAAAAAAUAGUUGGCCGAAGAUAUUGCCUUGGGCUACCUCAAAUUUUACUCGCUUCCAUUCAAUGGGCGUUGUAAGUUAGAAGUUACAGCAAGAUCUUUGUAAUUAGUUUUGUUAC
This is a messenger RNA of Schistosoma mattheei, 662 nucleotides long. The record is from the annotation of a GenBank genome assembly. NCBI's taxonomy places the organism in Eukaryota, Metazoa, Platyhelminthes, Trematoda, Strigeidida, Schistosomatidae.